AUCGUAGGCAGAGAAGAAGGAGAGAAACUAUAUUUCCAUUUAACUCAUAAAGAGAAAAACCAUAUUUCCAUUUAAAACAUUUUAUCAUUUUCAUGGCAAUUAAGGACAUAAAUCUCCUCUCCUCUUCCCACCUUUAUCCUAGCCUCGUUUACCUUGCUAUAUCAUUUUCCUUCAUCUUCUUCCUCGUCUACACAAGAAAACCAAGCAAAUCCAAGUUUCCUCCGGGAAGUAGAGGAUGGCCGAUCAUCGGAGAAAACUUGGAAUUCGCCAUGGCUGCUUGGCAUGGAACCCCAGAAAAGUUUGUCAAUGAUCGAAAAGGAAAGUAUAAAUCGGAUAUAUUCCAAACAUCAAUUCUUGGUGAACGGAUGGUUGUUUUCUGCGGUGCAGCAGCAAACAAGUUUGUUUUCUCCACUGGAAAUCAGUAUCUCACCGCCUGGUUGCCUCUCUCAGUAAAGAAAACCAUGAUGUUCCCUGAAACUCUGAGAAACUCUUCGGAGGAUGAAUCUGACAAUAUGCUUCAUGCUCGGAGCUUGAUACGCGAAGGUCUCAGGGCAGAAAGCCUAAAAAAUUAUAUUCCUGUAAUGGAUUCUAUGGCCAAAGAGCAUUUGCAGGAAAAUUGGUUUCCCAACAAACAAGUCAAAGUUGUUGAAUUAACAAAGAUCUUCACAUUUUCAGUGGCUUGUAGAUUAUUUCUGAAUAUCACAGAUUCUCAGCUCGUCAAAAGACUGACGGGUCCAUUUGCUAUUCUUUUCGCGGGAACCUUAUCGCUGCCCGUAAAUUUUCCGGGAACCGCCUUUUGGAGAGCUCUCAAAGAAGGAAGGAUCAUUCGGAAGGAGCUUCUGGGGAUUGUCAAACAGAGGAGGAAAGAUGUAAAGAUUUCAGAAACAAAUGAAGACUUAUUAUCUAGAGCGAUCCUUGCAUUAGGCGAUGAUGAUGGAGAUGAAAUGAGCAUCAAAGAAAUGGAGAUUGGGAAUAUUGUUAUGUCCUUACUUGUUGCAAGUUAUGAUACAACAAGUACUUCACUCACCUUUUUCGUGAAUUAUCUUGCUGAAAAUCCCCAUGUCUACAAAGAGGUCUUUAGAGAACAAAUGGAAAUUGCAAAAUCAAAAGGUCCGGGAGAGCUAUUGAAUUGGGGAGACGUUCAAAAGAUGAAGUAUAGCUGGUGCGCAUGUUGCGAGUCAAUGAGGCUAUCACCUCCUGCUCAAGGGGCGUUUCGAGAGGUUACAAAUGACUUCACUUUUUCAGGUUUUACCAUUCCUAAGGGGCUUAAGGUACAUUGGACUGCAUAUUCAACACAUAAAGAUCCGAAAAUUUUCCCAAAUCCAGAGAAAUUUGAUCCAUCAAGAUUUGAAGGGAAUGGUCCUCCACCAUAUACUUUUGUACCAUUUGGAGGAGGUCCUAGAAUGUGUCCAGGCAAAGAAUAUGCUCGGUUUGAGAUACUUGUUUUCAUUCAUAAUUUGGUCACCAAAUUUGAAUGGGAGAAAAUUAUUCCAGAUGAAAAGAUCGUUUACACCCCAUUGGUUACACUAGCAAAUGGCCUUCCAGUCCGUAUCAAGCCUCAUCAUCAAGACUGAUCGGUAUAAUUCUCAACGUUUUAUUGGUUUGUGUGGUGUGCUGCUUCCAUAGUCCUCCUUCUCGGAAGCUGUUUCUUAAAGUAUGUUGUAAUACAAAAGACUCUGAAGUAGUUAUAGAGGUGUUAGUUGUACCUCAAAAAAUGUCCGAUAACUUUUGUUAAAUAUCUUUGUUCAAUGAAGUUUAUGCUAGUAUGCUAUAACGUUUGGAUAUUUCUAUAUGAUUUGGAAUCUCGGGUUGUUACCGAGUAUUUUGUUAAA
Molecule: messenger RNA, 1832 nt
Organism: Mercurialis annua (annual mercury)
Lineage: Eukaryota; Viridiplantae; Streptophyta; Magnoliopsida; Malpighiales; Euphorbiaceae
Product: beta-amyrin 6-beta-monooxygenase-like
Exons: 4
Coding region: 93-1574 (493 amino acids)
Biological process (GO): sterol metabolic process
Molecular function (GO): iron ion binding; heme binding; oxidoreductase activity, acting on paired donors, with incorporation or reduction of molecular oxygen
Source: RefSeq, a predicted model, not a curated record